UUAAAAUCUUGAAGAGUGCCUGCCACAAAGAGUUAAUAUACGUGAAUUUCGAAAAAUCAGUGAAAGAUGCUGCUGCUUAUACUAAUCUCGUUUGCACCACUUUUCACACUGCAAACCGAAGUGCUUUUAAACUACGACGGCUUUAAUCCAAUCGCCGCCGUGUCGUCUGCAUCAGCAGCUUACACCUCUGCCUCCUCCUCUUCAUCAACAGCAACAACUGUAACGUACGCCCAGCAGCAGGUGCAAUGGCCUCCCACUGCUGUGCGCGGCAAUUGGUAUAUCCUGAAUGCAGCAGCCAACGCUGCGGUUGCCGCGGCUGCCACUACUCAAGUAGACGCCGCACGCGCUAAUAAACUGCAAAAGCGACACAAAGCAAUGCCACAAGAUAAACAACCACACAGAACAGCACGCCACACCCUUGAUAUACCACAAGCGGCGCAGCAACAGGAGCAACAACAAAAUCCGGCAAAUUAUUACACUUACAACAGCAGCAACAACGGAAAUUACCGUUCGACGGCACCGGAUAUGCGCUUUGUUGCGCCAUAUGUAUUGGCGUUAAGUAAUAGGCGACGCCUCUCGGUGACUUCGGGCGAAAGGAGUAGGCGGCGAGAGCUCAGCGGCAGCACUACUGACAGAGUUGCCAAUAACUUCAAUAAGCGAGGGUAUGUCAACACUUAUAACAACAACUAUAACAACAAAAGUGUGACUCAACACAAUAAGUAUGGUGACAAUGAGCAAGCAGCAACAACUAAAGUAAACAUUGCCGACAGCAUUAUUACGCAACCACAGCAUCGAGCAAUGCUUGCUUGGCAGGAUAUUAAAACCAAAAGCGAUGGCGAGGUCAACAAGGGGCGUAAAGGCGUCGUUCCUGAUAUUGAGGAAAGCACGGAGGUCGGAAGUGUUGAAAAUGAUAUAAACAGUCUAGAGGAAGCGCAGUUCAAUGAAGUUCUAGUGCCAUUGGGAAACGCCUUGGACAAAGUGCGACACUUUUGUGAGGUUUUCCGACGUAUCAUCAGCGAUGAUGAAGCAGACCUUGCAAGCGACGACCUCGAUACAUUGGGGAGCAGCGACGACGGCUCAGCAUCCGCCACGUUAGUGCAGUCAGCAACUGUAGACACAGUCAUUCCUGUUGGUGACAACACACAGUUGGCGCUUGAAGUUCAAGGUCAGCGAAGCCCUCCCACCGCCACACAUUCAAACACGCAACAGUCUCAGCCGAUUGCAGAGGCGACAUUGAUGUGGCCAACAGUGACGGCACCAGCUAUGCCACGGUCAACUGCGGUUACAGCAUCAGCGCAGGCAACAACAACUGCAAACGCACCAAACUCAGUUAAAUCAUUAACAUCUACUGCCUUGGUCAUUGGUCGAGGUAAAAAGUUGAAAAAGAAAUUGAAAAAACUGAUGCUUCCAUUGUUGCUGGCAUACAAGCUGAAGUUCAUAGCAUUAGUGCCGCUGCUAAUUGGUGGCCUAACGCUGCUGGUCGGCAGCACCGGCCUGGCUGGCUUCUUUUUUGCGCUCUUCUUGACGGUGAUGACCCUGAAGGGCGGCGGUAGUGUGAACAAAUCGAUUGUAAUUAAGAAAGUUUUGUAAACGCCGGCCGAGCUGCCAAAGGAAUCAGCGGAGCAGGGGCGCGGUACACUCUAUAAGCUAAUCUUUUUUUUAUCGGUCAA
Messenger RNA from Bactrocera tryoni, 1670 nucleotides. RefSeq lists its product as uncharacterized. The transcript has 2 exons. NCBI's taxonomy places the organism in Eukaryota, Metazoa, Arthropoda, Insecta, Diptera, Tephritidae. The coding region runs from base 67 to 1590 and encodes 507 amino acids. The record is from RefSeq and is a predicted model, not a curated record.